UCUAGACCUGGCCUCCUUACUCAUCCUCUCCUGCUCUUAUAAAAUAACUACACCCUCACUAGCAUUGUCCACUAACUUCUAUCUUUUAUUCACUUCCUGUUUAUUGUCAACCUUUCUUGAUAACUUUUCCUCAUGUCAACCGGUUUUGAAUCACAACCCUAGUCUUCGCAACUUAGAUGCUACGUUGAAACAAACAACAAAUAACCGAACAAAGGAACGAGUUCAAUCUCAGGCUUUAUAUCCUAGUUCAUCAGUUCAUGAAAAUACAAGUACCAAAAGCCUCAGCAGCUAAUGUUAACAUACAACUCCUCGGUCCCAAUUGCUGGGGAAAUUCCAGUAGUCAACCUUAUGUCAUCUACCAUGGACCCUCUUGGGCCCAAUCCACAGCCCAUUGAUACCAAAAAUACCCCAGUCACGUCGAAUAACACCAUUGCAAGUGUCAGUGGCCAGCAUGCACCACGCGUGCACCACAUCUGGCUUGUCACUGGCCCAGCUGGGUGCGGCAAGACAACUGUUGCUAGACACUUAUCCGAGUCUUUAAAUUUGCCAUAUCUCGAGGGUGAUGCGUAUCAUCCGAAAGCAAAUAUUGAUAAAAUGGCCAAUGGAAUACCGUUGACAGACGCUGACCGGUGGGACUGGCUUACACUCUUGCGCGAGGAAUCGCUCAGACAACUGACAUCGGGAGCUGAAGGCGUGGUCCUAACCUGCUCGGCGCUGAAGCGGAAGUACAGGGACGUUAUCAGAGUGGCGCCAUACUUCACGCAUGAUGUACAGCUUCAUUUCAUCUACCUCCACGCACCAGAAGCCCUGCUUCUUGAGCGUGUUGGGCUGCGACAGGGACACUACAUGGGUGCGAACAUGGUGCGGAGCCAAUUCGAGAUACUAGAGCCACCAACGGCGGAGGAGACGGAUGUGAUCAGCAUCGACGUGAGCGGUACCAUGUCCGAGGUGCUUAGUGCAGCACUGAGCCAGGCGUCAAAUAAGAUGCGCGAGACCGUUUAAGUAGAAACGGCGGCAUUAUUAGGUAGUAUGCAUGUACGCACGCAUUCUCACGGCAAACUGGGAUCAGUGCCCGUUGGGGGCAAGCAGCGGCUGAGAUUCCGCCACUUGAGAAAACGGACCAAGUGUUUUACUGUUGCUUUUUUUUUCCCCUGAAAUCCAGGUGCGUUGGCGUUGACAUCAGGGAGGUUUGUGGUCUUUGGAUAGGGUAGCUGUUACCUUUCACUUGCCAUGACGAGUUCGUCACGAGACUCGAAUCAAGUGAGAGAAAG
Molecule: messenger RNA, 1271 nt
Organism: Xylaria bambusicola
Lineage: Eukaryota; Fungi; Ascomycota; Sordariomycetes; Xylariales; Xylariaceae
Product: thermoresistant gluconokinase
Exons: 2
Coding region: 292-1002 (236 amino acids)
Cellular component (GO): cytoplasm
Molecular function (GO): gluconokinase activity
Source: RefSeq, a predicted model, not a curated record